Molecule: messenger RNA, 1244 nt
Organism: Papaver somniferum (opium poppy)
Lineage: Eukaryota; Viridiplantae; Streptophyta; Magnoliopsida; Ranunculales; Papaveraceae
Product: LOB domain-containing protein 38-like
Exons: 2
Coding region: 168-905 (245 amino acids)
Source: RefSeq, a predicted model, not a curated record
CUUCUCAUUCCAAGAGUUCUUAUUUUCUUUCUUUCUUUCUUUCUUUCUUUCUUCACUUUUCUCUCUGCUUCAGUUUUCUUCAUCUCUUCAUAUUCGGACAAGUAAUUAUUUGUUCUUUUCUUAAGAUUACAAAAUCCUUUGAUCAUUUAAAGAAAAGGAUCGUCAAAAUGAGUUGCAAUGGGUGCCGAGUUCUACGAAAAGGAUGCAGCGAAUCAUGCAUUCUAAGACCUUGUUUACAAUGGAUUGAGUCUCCUGAAGCUCAAGGUCAUGCUACUGUUUUUGUUGCUAAAUUCUUUGGGAGAGCUGGUCUCAUGUCUUUCAUCUCUGCUGUUCCUGAAUCCCAACGGCCUGCUUUAUUCCAAUCUUUGUUAUUCGAGGCUUGCGGAAGAACAGUAAAUCCUGUUAAUGGAGCCGUAGGGUUAUUAUGGACAGGAAAUUGGCAAAUUUGUCAAACAGCAGUAGAAACUGUUCUUAGAGGAGGAACUUUAAGGCCAAUUUCUGAUGUUAUGAAUGGGACUGAAAUCCAAACAUUUGAUCAGUCUGAUGAUUUAUCUGUUUCCAUUCAAGCUCAACAACCUAAUUUUAGUACAAUGGAAAUGAAAAAAAUCAUUAAGUUAGACGAUAAUCAUCAUAACAGUAACAAUAAUAAUCUUUAUCCAUCAUCAAGAUCAUUAGCGAAACCAUCUAAAAGGAAAGUUUUUACACAAACAGAUCUCGAUCUUUCCUUAACGACGUCGACUUCCGGUGGUAGUGGAAUCGUGAAUCAUCAUCACCGGCCUGAAAAAAGAAGAUCUAGUUCACCGUCAAUGAAUUCCGAAGAAUCUGUGACUACUAGUCUUGAUAGUUCAGUUGAAAGACGAGUAUCUCGAGGAGUUGAAAUCAAAGCUCUAGAUUUGUUCGUGUAGAAGAAGUUCACUGUUUCUUGUUCUUUUUGGUUAAAUUAGAGAGGAAACCGAAGCUCUAUUAAGUAAAGUAAAGAAUCGAAGUUCUUUUUUUUGUGAUGGAACUUGAUUCCUUUCUUGACAUUGAGAGAGAGGUUCAUGUAAUUUUUAACUUUUUCCGGUAAGGGUAUUUUGGUCAAAAUAUCACCGGUGAAAGGAUUUCUGGUUUAUAAACAAAACUUGAAAGAUGAGUUACACCGGUGACUACAAACCCUUACUUUUCAUUCUUUCCCUUUUUUGUUGCUGAAAAAUUAUGACGUGUAAUGCGUUUUAUAUUAAUAAACCAAGAAUAUUAUUACUCUA